ACCCCCUUCAGGAUCGAAACGAGUCCAUUUUGCGCUCUCUCUCUCUCUCUCCCCCUCGGAAAAGCAGCGAAAUUUUCUCAAGGUUUCCGCCAUUGUUCCUAAAUAUAUGCAUUUGCAAUCGUGUGUGUUGAUUCGUGAUCGCUAAAAAACCUAUCUUUGUUUGAAGAUCAUCUCUCCGACAGGAGGAGAAUCUUCGCCUCCAGCAGGAUGAGAUAGUUCUGACCUCAAUAGUAACAAAGUCUUCCAGCGCUUCAAAUCCUGUACUACCUUUCUCAUCAUGAUGGGGUGUUUCAGCUUUCCGGCCAGAAAACCAUCGGGAAAACAGUCACAGAAGGGAAAACAUCUUCCUCGGCAUGAGGACCCAAAGAUUCUUGCUUCUCAAACAGCUUUUAGUGUUAGUGAAGUUGAAGCACUAUUUCAAUUAUACAAGAGCAUAAGCUGUCUUGUAACUGAUGAUGGGCUGAUCAACAAGGAAGAAUUCCAACUGGCUUUAUUUGAGAACAGAAAGAAAGAUGAUAUAUUUGCAAGCAGGAUCUUUGAUCUUUUCGACGUGAAGAAGAAGGGGGUUAUAGAUUUUGGCGACUUUGUUAGGUCACUAAACGUUUUCCACCCUAAUGCCCCAAAAGAAGACAAAAUUAAUUUUUCUUUCAAGCUUUAUGAUAUACAUGGAACAGGAUUCAUUGAGCGCCAAGAGGUUAAGAAAAUGUUAAUUGCACUGCUAUGUGAGACUGACCUGAAGCUAGCUGAUGAAAUCAUUGAGAAAAUACUGGAUAAUACAUUUUCCGAAAUAGAUGAAGGUUGUAAGGGAAAGAUCGAUGAAUCAGAAUGGCACACUUUUGUUAACCGUCAUCCUUCUUUAUUGAAGAUUAUGACUCUUCCAUAUCUAAGGGAUAUUACAAUCGGUUUUCCAAGCUUUUUGUUCAAUUCUGAGGUCGAGGAGAUCCACGAUUGACAAUAGACAGAAUGGUCGAAAUGGACGCAAUGAGUUAUCGUCAACUUUUAAGGAUGGAAUGGAACAACUGAACAGUCCUAUCCCUCCAGACCCUACUUUCGAAUGAGAUAUUAUGGGUACGUUAGGUUUCAAAAGGAACCGUUCUAACAGUGGCGAAAGUAUAACCCGAAACCUUCUAUAUCUAUAUGGCUGCAUUGUAAUGUGCUGUAGAAAUAGAGAUUUGGUUAAACUUGGCAUUUGUUAUUUCCCCUCUUUAGUGUCUUAUACUUCAUGUUAUUGUUUCAAUCUUUUUUUGUCAUCCAUGUAAAUGAAAACUAUGUGUUGAAAUCAUGACAAAAUCUUAUGAUCC
Molecule: messenger RNA, 1301 nt
Organism: Cynara cardunculus var. scolymus (artichoke)
Lineage: Eukaryota; Viridiplantae; Streptophyta; Magnoliopsida; Asterales; Asteraceae
Product: calcineurin B-like protein 1
Exons: 9
Coding region: 278-952 (224 amino acids)
Biological process (GO): calcium-mediated signaling
Molecular function (GO): calcium ion binding; kinase binding
Source: RefSeq, a predicted model, not a curated record